CAACUAUGGACGAUCACUGUGCCCUGGAAUUACAUCGAUCCAAGAGCUACAUUGUCAAUCUCAUCGACAGAGCGCUCAGCAAGGAGUUGGGGACUGUACCCGGGGAAAGGAGUCGAAGAAAGUUUGAGGAUAUGAACACGAAGAAAGCCAUAGAUGCAGUGAAUCGACACUCAGGUCAGUCCAAUAAGGAACUAUCUGUGAAAAUAACGAGUGCCUUGACCGAUUCUCUUAUUUCCAAUGCCACCGCACCCGAAGAGGAUCUUGAGCCCUCGAGUUCGAAUAAAGUGUGUUGUUGUAAUUCAGAAGAACCUACGUACAUAAAGCAACUGAAGCAGUUGAGAUGGGGCCAUCUGAAGCAUAUACAGCGAGAGGUUAGGAGAUUGGAGGAUCUAGAAAGAUUUUUGGAUUCUUGUUCUAUAACCACUAUACCAGAACUCUAAAAUACCCUUAAUAAAAGUCCGAUUGAAUCAAA
Molecule: messenger RNA, 472 nt
Organism: Leptinotarsa decemlineata (Colorado potato beetle)
Lineage: Eukaryota; Metazoa; Arthropoda; Insecta; Coleoptera; Chrysomelidae
Source: RefSeq, a predicted model, not a curated record